UCCAGAGGGUCUCAACAAGCCUACGAGCAUCCGUUACUUGGCACCUUAUAUGUACAUUCGUGUUGACACUGGUGUCACAGCUUGGUUGCCAUACUCUUAUCAGGCCUCGAAAAUGUACGUCAACCUCGGCAUCCCUGGUACUGAAGGUUUCACUGUCACACCUGAUAAUUAUCUCUACUACAGGCAUGGUGAGGAUGCUGUUUAUAGGAAGCCUUUGAACGAUCCAAUUUCUGAUGGUGAAUUGUAUGCUGGUGGAUGUGGUUGUGGUUGA
Molecule: messenger RNA, 271 nt
Organism: Perkinsus marinus ATCC 50983
Lineage: Eukaryota; Perkinsozoa; Perkinsida; Perkinsidae
Exons: 1
Source: RefSeq, a predicted model, not a curated record